Messenger RNA from Centruroides sculpturatus (bark scorpion), 1707 nucleotides. RefSeq names its product adenosine receptor A2b-like. NCBI's taxonomy places the organism in Eukaryota, Metazoa, Arthropoda, Arachnida, Scorpiones, Buthidae. The transcript has 2 exons. The coding region runs from base 433 to 1617 and encodes 394 amino acids. The record is from RefSeq and is a predicted model, not a curated record. Gene Ontology annotation, molecular function: G protein-coupled receptor activity. Gene Ontology annotation, cellular component: membrane. Gene Ontology annotation, biological process: G protein-coupled receptor signaling pathway.
UACUUUUCACUUGUGUCUGUGGUCACUCAGCCCGCUUCGAUAAUUUCUAUGAAUAUCCAAAACGAUUGGCUAUUAAGGUCACUAUUUUGUAAAAUACGAACGAUCACCUCGUUUCACUAAUAAUAAUGAUUUGCAUUGUUUACGGGAAAACUUUCGAAAACAAUAUUUGUUAUCCUACUGUUAAGCAGGAAAAGAUCAAAAAAUCUUCCUCCUUUUAUUAUUAUUUUUUAAAUCGCUUUUUAAUUUAAUAAACACGUAAUUUAAUAAGAAUUCUUUAUUUUAAAACAAAUAAAUAAUAAUUAAUUGUCUAAAAUGGAGAUAAAAAGCCGAGAAAACUGGAAUUCAUUAGGCCUAUUUUGAUAUGGGUCACAGACCUAUAUUAUAAUUUCCUGAAUAAAGAAAUGGUGUGUAACUUAUAUAUAUGUAUACCAAAUGACAACAGGAAAUAUUAGCGACUCGCCCUCAAUUCGUAAUAUCAGUGAUGACUCUUCGACAGUCGAUGCCAUUUUAUCACCCGCCGGUCCGUGGGAUUCUUUGGGAUACGUAACGACAGCGGCCUUACUGGUCUUCGUUCUGUCACCGCUUAUCAUCUGCAGCAACGCAUUGUUAAUCGUGGCAAUCCACAAGUUCAAACGCCUACGAAAUCCCAGUAAUUAUUUCUUGUUGUCUCUAGCUUCUGCAGAUUUAGGUGUUGGCUUAUGUUUACCUUUUGGACUUUACUUUGAAAUAUCCAAAGACGAAGAAAUCGGUGAUCUUCUGUGCGUCUUCCCGUAUUGUGUUCUCAUUCUUCUAUGCAGUGUGUCACUGUUGAGUAUAACUGCCGUUGCAGUGGAUCGUUACACGUCUUUGGCAUCUCCGCUACGUUACAACAACAUUAUAACGCAUAGGAGUGUGGGAAGAUACGUUAGCGCGUUUUGGAUUUACUCGUUACUAACCGCUUCCGUCCCAAUUGUGGCCUGGCACUGGCAAGAUCAACUUGCUGCUCGCUGCUCCUUCAAUGUGAUUUCUUAUAAAGUGCGUAUCUUUCUAUUUUGUUUUCUAUUUGCGCCAUGUACUCUCGUCAUCGUGGGAUGUUACGGUUACGUCUAUGUGAUAGCUCGUUCUCACGCCCGUGCAAUAUUUUCGGUAGAAGUAUCGUUUAGGCAAAGUCAAUCUACGGGGAGUGGCGAAGCUCGUUACGGAAGGACACUAGCAGUCACAGUAGGACUAUUUUUGCUGUUAUGGUGCCCGUUUAACGUUUGCAUACUGAUAGGAGAUAUUGGUAUACACGCAACAUUCUUUUUAGGACUUUUACUCCUAUCUAACAGUGCAGUAGAUCCGUGGAUCUACGGUUUUAGAAAUGCCGAAUUUCGCGCGGCGUUUCUUAAAAUAUUAGACGAUUUAUUACCAAAAUUAAGCAGGACUCUACAGAAGCAUUCUCCUAACGGUGCAGCAGUUACGAGUUACGCUUCCAAUAUUCGUUUGUGUGUGACGCCUCAACAUCAACAGCCUAUGACUGUCGGACAAUGCAGUGCUCAUCUUCAAGUACCUGAAGCCGUUGUUGAAGUAACAACAGUUACAAGUCCGUUUCUUAGUCCCUCUUCAGCGAAUGGAGCCAUUGCUGCAGCUCAAGUGUAAAUAAUAAAAAAGCCAAUUCUUUAUUAAAUGUUCCUAAAAAUAAAUGUCGAACAAAAAAAUAUAUAUAUUUGCUUUAAAUAUGUUUCUGAU